Messenger RNA from Bicyclus anynana (squinting bush brown), 6166 nucleotides. Its product is annotated as ubiquinone biosynthesis O-methyltransferase, mitochondrial. NCBI's taxonomy places the organism in Eukaryota, Metazoa, Arthropoda, Insecta, Lepidoptera, Nymphalidae. Bases 1291 to 2148 code for a protein of 285 amino acids. Gene Ontology annotation, biological process: ubiquinone biosynthetic process. The transcript has 6 exons. The record is from RefSeq and is a predicted model, not a curated record. Gene Ontology annotation, molecular function: 2-methoxy-6-polyprenyl-1,4-benzoquinol methyltransferase activity.
AAAAACUAGCUAAGUGUCAGAGGGCAAUGGAAAGAAGUAUGUUGGGUAAGACUGACUGACAAAAUCACCUCAAAUGAGAUAAAAAACAGGACAAACCUUACGGAUGUUCUCAAAAGAAUCGACCAUUUGAAAUGGCGUUGGACGGGUCACAUGUUACGUUGCAAAACCGACAAAUGGAGCAAGCAGGUAACACUCUGGUACCUAAGAGAUGGUCCCAGACAACGUGGACGUCCAUCAAGGGCGGGAAGACGACAUCCGCCUAACCCUGGGGCCACGCUGGACCAGAGUUGCGGCUGACAGGAUGCAGUGGAAGCAGCUGGAGAAGGCCUAUGUCAGGAGACACUAUGAACAGCUGGACAUACUAUAAACAGAUCUUACCUAAAACCUAUAUUACUAAAGGCUGUUUCAAAUAAAAGGCUAUUUAUUUAUUUAAUAUUAGUAAGAGAAUGAAAAUGAAUGUUUAAAAUACCCAUAAAACAUCUUAGGUAGACUCAAUUUCCCAUUGCCGAUGCAUUGCAUGUUUUUUUUAUCGAGAAAAAAAUAUAUCUACGUAGGUAGGUAUAACUAAGUAUCCAAAUAUACAGUAGAUUGAAUAUAAUAACGUAAUAUCAACUGAAAAUAAUAAAGAUAGGUAGGUAGGUAUUACUUUUGUAUAUAGGGUAUCUUAAUAUUAUAGUGUUAUGAUACCUACAUAAAUGAUCAUAACAAAAAUAUGUAAAUUGACAUCAAUGUCCUUUGAUAUUUCCUGUUAUCCUAUUAUUAUAUUGUUUGCAAAUGAGCUUCUUAAAUGUCUAAUUAAAAUAAUCCUAUUAUUUUGAUUUAACUUAAAUGCAAGAUAUUAAUUUUAUAAAAAUGCAUACAAUAUAUUAUAUAAAACCAAUGUCAUAUUAGAAAGUGUCCGAGGUGGAUUGUCGUCUGCAAGACAGAGUAUCUUAAUGUCCUUUUAGUGAAUAAGAAGAAAGUGAUUUGUGAUUUAUUUUAACUAUUAGGGUCUAAUAUUUAUUAAAACACAAAAGGUACAUCUUAACUAUUAAAAUAGGCGUACAUUGAAAUAAAUUAACUAAGACUAUAAAAUUAAAACUAAUACUUAAAAAAUUUGCAGCCCUUGGUAGGGUGCCCAUCAUACAGGCAGCAUUCAUACGUUGAAUUGUGAUUGAAAUUUUCUUUGCCCGAGGGACGCCCGUUGCCUCCCUGAGGCGUUUGUUAAUCAUAUAGUACUUAUUUCAUAAUUCUAAAACUACCUACUUAUAUGCUUGUUUGUUGUUCAAGAGAUUUAACUGAAUACUUGCAAUGAGAACGAGAGUCUUUUACAAUCCACAUUGUGUUGAAACUUCAAUAUUAUAUCGAAAUUGGAGUCCUAUUGUACCAAAAAUAAUAAAUAAUGUAUAUUUACACAGCAAAGCUUCCUCAACAAUUGACCCCAAAGAUUUUUUUCAAGCAAAUCCAAAAAUAUUGAAAACAUACUGGGAUCCCAAAGGACCAUUUAAAAUUAUACAUGACUUUAACUGUAUUCGAUUGCCUUAUAUAAGAGAUAGUCUUGCUGAUGGACCUGGUGAAAACUUCUCUACUUGUUUAAAAGGGAUGAAAAUCCUCGACGUUGGUUGUGCAGGAGGCUUGCUUUCGGAGAGUUUGGCUAUGUGCGGCGCUGAAGUCACAGGAGUAGAUGCAAGCAAAGAAUUCAUCGAAGUGGCCAAAAGCCAUAGCUCCAAGAACAAACGCUUGAUGAAUAAGAGGCCAACAUAUAUUUUAUCUACAAUUGAGGAACACUGCAAUGAAUUCGCCGACUCAUACGAUGCUAUCAUAGCCUCUGAUGUUAUAGACCAUGUUAAUGAACAGGAACUGUUCGUUGAAUCCUGCGUGCGUGUCACAAAGCCGGGCGGAAAACUAUUCUUUAUGGCACCUAACAAGACGCGGUUUGCCCAAUUCUAUAUGAUAUUUAUGUUUGAAAAUGUUUUGAAAUGUUUCCCGAAAAAUGCGAAUAAAUACGAAAAGUUUAUUGCACCAAACCAUCUACAAGAUAUGCUAGAAACGAAUGAUUGCUACGUAGUAUCCACAAGAGGUUCCUUUUACUAUCCGUGGAGUCAAACUUGGGCGUGGACUCAUACCAAAAUACUAAGCUACGCUAUUGAGGCUGUUAAAUCUACCUAAUCAACGUAGAAGUAGUAGGUAGGUAUAUAACGCAUUUUAUCUCGGACAUAGUAGGGGAGCCCGGGAUGCUAAAUAUUGCAGUUACUAAAGUAUCAUUGGAAUCGAUUUGGUAAAUUAAAUGAUAGAAAAAUAAAUGGUUAUAUACCUACUUUUUUCGCUUUCAGCGGUAAGGAAAAAAACUACAGACUUUGAAGACAAUUUUUAAUUCUUCGGCUUACUGAAAUCGUUAGAUAACAUUCAUAUUAGAUAUUCAAAAUAAGUAAAAAAUAACCGUGGCUCGUGGCUCGAUAACAGAAAUAUUUACAGAAUGGUUUUAUUUUUGUUUUUUAAAUAAAUACCAUAGAAUAGUUACAUACUAAUUUUUAAAAGUAGGUAAUUCUCACAAAAUUGUAUAUAAGUACUGGAAAUAGAAGGCUUUUUUUUAUUUUUUUUAAAUUUAUAUUUUGUAACUUUAGAACCCUCCCAUUCCUUUAAUCUUUAGAUUUUCGAAAUGCACACCUUUUAGCUAUCAACUCACCUUCCUCAUCUUAAUCUGACGUGCUGGUUGAGUAUUUCUGAAUUUAGUUUUUUUUUGGUUGCCCUUAACGUACCCACCAAUAUUAAGGGCUCAUACUUUGUGAAGGUACUGAACAAAGUGCAAAUAUUCAUCCGUGUCCUGAGAAUUAUAAUUUUUUUUUGGUGUAGUGCCGAUGGCUCCAUGUGGGACCUCUACGGCGACACCGGGGGGUUUUGGCGAGCGCAGGAGCAUCGCCUGAUGAGACCUGAAGGCUGAAAUGAAGAUAGAGGACGGAACAACUCUCUAAGGGCGUCUCCUAUGAGACUCAGACCUUGGCUUAGCUUACCGUGACUUGAGUGAAUCAGUCCGGACGCCCACAAGAUCGUGAGUUAGAAAACCCACGUCCGGGUGACGUUAGAUAUCGGGGACCUCGUCUUCGCCAGCGAAGUCGCUGUGUAGCUUGUGGUUGUGUUGCCCGGUCGGUCAUCAUGUCAUCGUCUGGAUCGUAAAGGACGUUUUUGGGACGCCUCUGGCUUGAAGUUAGCGUUGAGGUUGGGAGUGUAGUUACAGGCCUCAACCACUAGUUGGUUGGAAUGGAUUGCAGCUCUGUCGUAAUAGUUUUGAGAGAGCUGUUUCAUGUAACUAGCUAUUGAAGGUAAAUCUAAGUGUCAAUGGAGGUCGUUGUUCCGUACAAACCACGGUGCGCCUGUGAUUUGUCGCAAAAACGGUUUUGCAAUGUUUGGAGCGGCUUAAGGGUCUUUUUGGGACCACUACACACUACACUAGCGUAGGUUGAGAUCGGACGGAUCGUUGUUUUAUAAAGCGUUAGCUUUUAACGGAGGGAGAGAAUUAUUGCCACGACAGCUGUUACAGUUGCAUUUGCUGAAAGGAGUUUUUCGAGGCUUAAUAUUAUUAAAACUUAAUUUAAUGACACAAGAUAGGCUUUCAGCCUUUGCUAUUUUUUCAAUCAAAAAUGACGUAGCUCAUUUUGUAUUGAAAAAAUGCUCGUUAUGGUAAAAAAAAAGUUUUACAAUAAUAUUAAAAUUACGUACCUACAUAUCUAUAACUACAUGUUAUAAAAAUUAAAAAGGAAAUAUACUAAAUUUAAAUUAUAUCUAAAGGCGCAGGCGUCGUAGAUUUCGUCCGAAUCGACAAUCAUAGGUAAAGUGCCCAGAAGGCUGGCAGUAUUGCCACGUUGUAUGGCAAUACUAAUUCUUUGGCCUAAAUAUAGGCCAGCCUUCUGGUCACGGGAGGUGUCAAUUAAACGCUUUGCAAUUUCUUUGUAAAGAAAGCGUGUACUCGGACCCCAAGGUCCUAGUGUUUCGACCGCAAACGGCUCAAAUAUGUAAUCUCCGACGAGAAUGCUAUAUUUGCGCGGCUUGAGGGUCUCUGCUGAGGCAGCAGCAGCGCCCGCACAUCCCAUCGUGCCAGGAAGAUGUGAAGGCGCAAGGGUGUCUACACAAGUCGCGUCCCACACCAAAGGCCUGCCCAUCUUCAAUGGCAUCAAAGACAUGCCGUCUGGUCUCUUACCAUCGUCACGCGCCAAACCGUUAGGUUCUAAAACGGCUGGCACGCCGGCGGUGACAAGAGCACGACGUGUGAUGUCGUUCAGGCUAGCGUGCCGCGGAAUACGGCCAGUGCUCCUACUGCAAGAAAGACCGUGGUGUCCGAGUUUAUCGACUAGCUCUCCACAGAUACUGCGAUGCGGAGAACGGAGAGCCUAAGCGAAGGCAGGUAGCGAUACGGAAUGUUGUGUCGUCCAACAAGGUACCAGUGCUGGACGAAGGAAUUGCUUGUUGCCAAAGCCCCGAAUCCCAUUCUCCCACAGCCAGAAAACGGGCAUGCCCCGCAGCGUUGGUGGAGGUACUAAUAAGUUACUCUCUUACCAGUCUGCAGAGCGGCUCAUCCCACUGUCUCUGGGAAAAUAUUUUUUUGGUAAAUCAGUGCUCGGACAAGCUGUUUUCCAAGCAUUCAUGGCCUCGUUCUUAUACGACACUUCAAAAUUAACCAGUGUGGAUACUAAAAUUUUCCUGAUUAAUUCCUCCGUGGCGUGGACCGAGGACAAGAACGCUGUUAAGCUAACGUCAGAAAUGCGAAUGCUAAUGCCGCCCAAGCGUACUGGUAAAGUCGCCUAUAGCCACACUCGGUCAUUUAAGGCCACAUUUAAAAUUUUACAUAGAGAAUUUUGCAUAAUUGUCAAUGUGUGCCAAAGCUGGCAAGUUUUUCCAAAAAUGCUCGUUAUACAUAUAUAAUCAUUGGGCUAAAUAAAAGAUUUUAGUUUUAGAAAAAGCAGCAAACAUCAAUUAUAAAAUUUAAAAUCUAUAAUUUUUUUUUAAUUUUGUAAAAUGAUUUUAAAACUGAAAUUUUAUAUAUUUUUAAUAACUUAUGCAUUUCUCGUAAAACAUGACAAAUGCCUUAACCAAAUAAUUAGACCUACUUUCGCAUUACAUACGACUUAUGGAAAACAAAGGGCCUCGCAAAAACCUGCUGUCCGGAGCCUCGCAAUGGGUAAGACCGCCACUAUUUGUCCGGAAUGCUAGACGUUCUCGUUAGGGUUCUUCGGUUGGGUCUCAGAGUAGAGAAAUCUUCUGAGCCGGCUAUCAUUUGGCAUAUCUUCGAAGCGUUAUUCCAUUUCUGAUUCUGUGAACAUCGGUCAAACCGAUAUCGGAUAACAUAAAUAAGCGAUCUUUUCCUUCUCUUAUUCUCUGUACACCUAUUACUAAGUAAGCUGUAAAGACAUAUGCCUGUAGUAUUGGACGUGCUUUGAUUAUGUGGCACGUGGGAUGAAUGUCCACUGCAGACUAUUGGUUUGGAAACUGUUGUAUCAUCACUAACAUUAUACGGUUUACUAUAACUGUCAUUCAUAAAUUUACUAUCACUGACGAUAAACGGUUUACUAUUACGGUCAUUCAUAAAUUUAUGAUCACUGACAUUAAACAGUUUACUAUCACAGUCAUUCACUGAUUUAUUAUCACUGACAUUAAACGGUGUGCCAUCACUGCCAUUAAUGUUUAUAUUGUCCGUUUUUCUGACUAUACCAUUACUUUUCAGAAUCUCUGGAACAUUCAAGUUCAGUUUGUUGUUAGUUACUUCGUUAACUUUUGAUCGCAGCUCCGUUUUGAUUGAUAAUAACUGUCCAUUCUCGUGGUUCGGAAUUUGACAGCUGACAGCGAUUAUUGCAAUGACCAGUAUUACAAGCUUGUUCAGCAUUUUGAUAUAGUUAAAAAUAUUACUACACUCAGCUAUAGAGACACCUACUCCAAUGGAAGACUGAAUACAGGAAAGUGUGUUCCCAACUAUUUAUAUUACCGAAUAAUUUGUGCGAUUUUCCUUUGUGGUAAAUUUAAAAGCUUAUUGGUAUAUAGCGGACGCCCGCGGCUUCGUGCGCGAUGUAUUCGGGUCUGACGGACAAGCAAGCAAGCAAACAAACAAACAAACUCUUCAGCUUUAUAAUAUUAGUAUAGAUUUUAAGUACAUUUUUCAUUUCUGUUUCGUUCUAAAAAGUGGGCCCAAUUUCGAACA